Messenger RNA from Pneumocystis murina B123, 1392 nucleotides. RefSeq lists its product as hypothetical. Gene Ontology annotation, molecular function: RNA polymerase II cis-regulatory region sequence-specific DNA binding; zinc ion binding; DNA-binding transcription factor activity, RNA polymerase II-specific. NCBI's taxonomy places the organism in Eukaryota, Fungi, Ascomycota, Pneumocystomycetes, Pneumocystales, Pneumocystaceae. The record is from RefSeq and is a predicted model, not a curated record. The transcript is spliced from 3 exons. Gene Ontology annotation, biological process: negative regulation of transcription by RNA polymerase II; positive regulation of transcription by RNA polymerase II. Bases 1 to 1392 code for a protein of 463 amino acids.
AUGUCUCAAAUAGGGAUUAUUACCAAUGGAAAUAAUAAGAAAGAGAUGGUUUCAUUGGAUGGGGGUUCUUUUUCUGAAAAAAUGUUGGAAUUAGACCAUGAAAAUGAGAUAAAUUAUAAACAAAAUAUGACGAAAAAAUUUUCUAAGGGGGUAUAUUGUAGUAAUUGUGGUGUGUCAUAUACUCCAUUAUGGAGACGAACAUCUAAAGGACAAUAUGUUUGUAAUGCUUGUGGACUUUAUUCAAAAGCAAAGAAUAUGUCGAGGCCUGUUCGUUUAAAAAGAGUGAUGGUUUCAUCGGUAUCUCAUCGUAUUCGGAGAAAAGCGGCUAUUUUAUUAAAAGUGAAUGGUGAAACAUGUGCAGGUAAUGGUCAAUGUAAUGGUACGGGUGGUGCACAAGGAUGUGAUGGAUGUCCAGUGCUUAACAAUAAAGUGUCUAAAACGACGAAAUUUAUUUCGGAGCUAGAAAAUAGAGGACAAGAGUCAGAUAGCAAUUUUAAUUUAUCGAUGGAUAAUUAUGGUAUUCACGCAGUUACAUGUCAGAAUUGUGGAACAACUACGACUCCUUUAUGGAGAAGAGAUGAUUCUGGAAAUACUAUUUGUAAUGCAUGUGGGCUUUACUAUAAACUUCAUUCUGUUCAUAGGCCUAUAAGUAUGAAAAAGAAUUCAAUAAAAAGACGGAAAAGAAUUCAUGUGCAAAACAAGAAUGAAACUGUGGAUAGUAAUAUUGAAAAUGCUACAUCAUCGCUUCUAGAACUAAGUAAUAGGUCACUUGUAGCCUUAUCUCAUGUCUCUUCAGAAGUGACAAGGCCUUUGUUGAAAACACUUUCAGAUAAAACUGGAAAAGAUGAAGAUAGAGCUAAAUUGAAUGAUCAAAAUUUUCAGGCUGGCUCUUCUUUUGAUUCCACAUUAUAUUUAAAAAAUGCAGUAAAUUCUAAUGAGAAUUAUAAAGAUAAUAGUAUUUUUUCAAAAGAAUCUACAAAUCUAGUAACGAAAUGUCAUGAUGAUCAAUAUAUGUCUCUUUUGAAUUCCGAAUAUUCAAAAUCAUUAGAUCCUACAAUGUCAUCUCAAACAUGUCCUAACCCUAAUAAAAAUACAUAUAGAGUACCGGAUAUACAAUCCAUGCUUAAUUCUGCGCCUGGGAACUCUGGUAAUGUGUCAUUCAAGGUUCAUACGAAUAUGGCAUCUAUAAUAGAAUUAUUAACUUUAGAACAUCCAUCUGGAGUAGAAAUUUUGAUUGUUCCAGAAAAUGUUGAAAAAGAUACAUCAUUGUAUAAAAAAUACAUAGAAAAUGUCAAGGAGGACGUUAAAAUUCAUGCGGAAAGACUAAAAUUAAUGUUUUCAAAUGCUCAGAGAAUUAUAGAGGAAUGUGACAAAAAAUUAUCUUCUAGAUAG